This is a messenger RNA of Ostrea edulis (European flat oyster), 1066 nucleotides long. RefSeq names its product ranBP-type and C3HC4-type zinc finger-containing protein 1-like. Gene Ontology annotation, cellular component: cytoplasm; Golgi apparatus; endoplasmic reticulum. The record is from RefSeq and is a predicted model, not a curated record. NCBI's taxonomy places the organism in Eukaryota, Metazoa, Mollusca, Bivalvia, Ostreida, Ostreidae. Gene Ontology annotation, molecular function: ubiquitin protein ligase activity; zinc ion binding; ubiquitin conjugating enzyme binding. The transcript has 3 exons. The coding region runs from base 120 to 1052 and encodes 310 amino acids. Gene Ontology annotation, biological process: regulation of apoptotic process; negative regulation of protein phosphorylation; ubiquitin-dependent protein catabolic process.
AUCGCUGAAUCAAAAACGAGGGGAGUAAAUGUACGUAUAUUCAUUGAUAGUGAGAUUUUCAAGUCAUUCCUUUCCUAAACACUUUCAGAUUAGAAGAGGAUAUAUCCAAUGAAAAAAGCAUGAUGUUCCAACAACUAUCGAGCAAAAAUGAACAAGUCCUUAAUGAGAAUCCAUUGACAGUGGAAGAGCUUAAGAACAACAUUGCAGCUCUACUAGGUAUUCAAUAUUCUGAUAUUGAUGUUGUUCACUUGGAAGAUGGCAUUAUCUUCGAAAAUGAUAGAGAAAUCCAAGGUCUGUCUACACCAUUGCAAAUUAUGGUUGGAAAUCCAGAGAGAACAAUUCCGCCCCACAUGGUUACAACAGAGCCAGAUAUGAUUAUGGAAGACGACGAACCCAGGCUUAAAAUGUCGUGUGGACACGCAAUAACUCCAUACAAUCUUUUUGGGCACAUGAAAUAUACGCUGAUGUCUAAAGUAAAGCCAGCAAUAUAUUGUCUUACAUCGGGUUGCGAUGCCCAGUGGAAUAUGCAAGAAAUCGCUAGAAAAGCUGACAUGACAGAAGAUGAAAUAAUAUUCUAUGAUCGCAAAAUUUCUUUCAACUUGAUAAAUCAAGAUAGUAAUUCGAUAUCAGAAUGCCCAUCAUGUGGCCAGUUCUGUCAACGACAGGAUGAUUUUUUGCGAAUCCGCUGUACUGUUUGUUCUAAAAAGAAUGGAUCUGCCUUUGACUUCUGUUGGGAUUGCAAGGCUCCCUGGAUUGCAAACCAUGAAUGCAGCAAUAAAGAUUUAGAAUCUAUUCAAAGAGUUCUAAAUGAUGCUCCCCUGAAGAAAAUCGAUAUGUCAAAAAUCGAAGAUGUGCCUUCUAAGCGAAUGUGUCCGGAAUGCAGAUUUCUAAUAGAACAUAUAAAGGCGUGUAAAACCAUGCAGUGUACACAUUGUAACACUAUCUUUUGUUUCGUCUGUCUGGAGGUUGCUGUUAACCGUCGCCUUCCAUGUGGGAAUUACGAUGCCAAGUGCACUGUAGCUCCAGUUCAGAAUGUAUUUGAGCCACAGUAAAUAUUUAAAACAUC